This is a messenger RNA of Eptesicus fuscus (big brown bat), 1271 nucleotides long. It is a transcript of the gene FAM151B, whose product is annotated as family with sequence similarity 151 member B. NCBI's taxonomy places the organism in Eukaryota, Metazoa, Chordata, Mammalia, Chiroptera, Vespertilionidae. The transcript is spliced from 7 exons. Bases 189 to 1019 code for a protein of 276 amino acids. The record is from RefSeq and is a predicted model, not a curated record.
CAGCCUCUGCGCCUGCGCAUUCCCACCGCCCACGCCACUUCCGCCUCCGCUUCCCAAGCUGCUCUCUGGUCGCGCUUGGAGACCGACUGCUCUUCCCUCGUUCGUUGAGUUGUGUUUCUACGUCACCUGCGAAGGGUCAUCCGCGGUGCCCACGGCUUAGCGCUUGCGGACUGCAGGCGUCUGUCACCAUGGCAACGACUGCUGGGGGCCCUGGAUCUUGGAGUGAAAAUAUACUGCAGUAUUUUCUGAGAAAUAACCAGAUCACAACAGAAGAUGGUGCCCAGGUCACCUGGUAUCAUGCUGCUAACCAUAAGGCACAAAUGAAUGAGGCACUGAAAAGUACUGCCCACAUGAUCGAGGCUGAUGUCCUCCUUCCAAGUGAGGGAUCAGACCAUGGCCAACCGAUCAUGGCCCAUCCUCCUGAAACAAGUAGUGAUAAUACUCUCCAGGAAUGGCUGACUGAAGUUACGAAAAGCAAUAAAGGCAUCAAGCUGGAUUUUAAGAGUCUGGCAGCUGUAGAGCCAGCCAUGACGCUCUUGGAAAAUGUGAAGAAGCAUCUGAAGCGUCCUGUGUGGAUUAACGCUGAUAUUCUUCCCGGUCCAAAUGGAAACAGCAGAGUAGUGGAUGCAAAGCCUUUUAUAGACACUGUGACUUCCUUCUUUCCAGAUGUGACAUUUUCCCUAGGUUGGACAACAGGAUGGCAUCCUGAGAAAGUAAAUGAAGGUUAUAGUUGGACAAUGGUGAAAGAGAUGGAAUGCAUAUGCAGUGAACUAAGUCAGCCUGUAACUUUUCCUGUCAGAGCAGCAUUAGUCAGGCAGUCUUGUUCUCAGUUUCUUUGGCUGUUAAAGAAAUCAAACAGGUACAGCCUGACUAUUUGGACUGGAAAAAAUGAUAACUAUUCCAUUGAAGAUUUACUUUUUAUUAGAGACUAUUUUGACAAAAAACAAGUUUUCUAUGAUAUCCUGGAACCACAUAAUCAUGAAUUUAAACAAGCCAUUGGAAUCAAAGUUAAUCUCUAAAAAAAAGAAUUUCAAAACCUAAUUCUUCAUAACUUCAUUCUUCACACUCAAGAGAUACCCUGAGUAUUUCUGCAUACAUAUCUGAUUCCUGUUGCAAACAUCUGUGACUUACCAUUGGGAUGCCAGUGAUAUAUUCUACUUAAUGGAAUGAAAAGUCCCAUAGGAGGGUUUUACAACCAGGCUCACACAACCUCAGCUCCUAAGGGUUCUUGGGAUUGAUAGAUGACUACAAAUUCUUCUAAAUAAAGUAGG